This is a messenger RNA of Medicago truncatula (barrel medic), 1189 nucleotides long. RefSeq names its product plant cysteine oxidase 4. Lineage: Eukaryota; Viridiplantae; Streptophyta; Magnoliopsida; Fabales; Fabaceae. The transcript has 6 exons. The record is from RefSeq and is a predicted model, not a curated record. The coding region runs from base 291 to 1010 and encodes 239 amino acids. Gene Ontology annotation, molecular function: oxidoreductase activity, acting on single donors with incorporation of molecular oxygen, incorporation of two atoms of oxygen.
UUUCAACAAUGUUCUUGUUCCUACUUCUUCACUUGCUCUUUAUAUGCACACUCUUCAGUUUCUUCAACCCAUUAUUCUUCUUCAACUACACCAUCGUGAUUUAGAUUAUUCUCUUCCUUCAAUCACGAGUCUCUCUUUCAGAUUCAUUACCGUUGGUUGGAUUCCGAGGCUAAAAUAUCAAGUGUCCAUUGCAAAUUUGUAAUCGAUAAGCGACUCACAAGGUGUUAUCAUCUUGUUGACCAAAUAUAAGGAUUUGGUCUGAGUAGACAAGUUAAUCCCAAGUUUACAACAUGCCAUAUUGUGUACAGAGGCUUUAUAGGCUGUGCAAAGCAUCCUUUUCACCUGAUGGACCUGUGUCAGAAGAAGUGGUCAAAAAAGUUCGGGAGAAGUUAGAUAGAAUCAAACCAUCGGAUGUAGGUCUAGAACAAGAGGCACAAGUGGUUCGAAAUAUGUCUCGCACAGUGCUUGAACAAAACGGGAGCCAUCAUUCUUUGCCAGCUAUCAAAUACUUGCAUUUACAUGAAUGUGACUCCUUCUCUAUAGGGAUUUUUUGCAUGCCCCCGUCGUCUAUCAUUCCUCUCCAUAAUCAUCCCAGCAUGACAGUGUUGAGCAAGCUCAUAUAUGGUUCGUUAUAUGUUAGAUCCUAUGAUUGGAUUGAUGUACCUGGCUUCACCUAUUCAUCUGGAGCUAGACCUGCAAAGCUUGUAAAAGACACAGAGAUGACAGCACCAAGUCCAACAACAAUUCUUUAUCCAACAAAUGGCGGAAACAUCCAUUGUUUACGAGCCAUAACACCUUGUGCAGUCUUUGACAUAUUAUCUCCGCCUUACUCUUCAGAGGAUGGAAGACACUGCACUUACUUCCGCCAAUCACAAAGGAAAGAUCUUCCAGUUAAUCUUGAGUUGGAUGGAGUUACAGUUUCGGAAGUGACAUGGCUGGAAGAGUUUCAACCUCCUGACGACUUUGUGAUCCGGAGAGGAUUGUACAGGGGUCCGGUAAUUAGAACUUGAAAAUCUUUAUUGUUUGUUGUAUUUUACACCAUAAAAGAAAUUUCCUUCAUAUCUUUUUGGUUGCAACAAAAGGAACAGUGAUAUGUGAAGUAAUAAUACUAUUCUUUGUCUAAGUCAGUUUGACAUUUGGGUUUGUACAUAAUAAUGUAUACAGUAAAUGUAACUUGUUUGCAGACACA